GCCGGUCGGACACAUUUGCCCUGCGUCACCUGCCCAGAGCAGGUGGUGAAGGCAGGGUCUGACUCAGAGCACCCGCGCGCAGAGCCUGGGGUCUGACGCGGAGCCCGGCCUCUGUGAGAAGAGCACGUCCGUUGCUCCUCCUCUGCCGGCUCAGCCCCAGGCCUCGGCCUCAGGCUGUCCUGGGCUAACGGUGCCCGGUCACUGCUGGGCAUUUGGAGGAGAAGCGAGGGAGGUGGCAGCCCCGGGGGCUGUGAGCAGGGAGGCAGGUGGGCCCAGGGACCCAUGAAGGGGUGGCUAAGCCCAGUCCAGUCACCACCCGUCCACCAAGGGCCAGAGAUCAGGAAAGGAAGAAGGGCAGCUUCACUUCGUCCCUGAGGAUGGAGCCACACAGCCGUUCUGGAAGGAGCAGAAAACCCACCAAGCUCCGGGCUCUCUCCCGGUCCCUGAUGCUCUGCAAUGCCAAGACCAGCGACGACGGCUCCAGUCCCGAUGAGAAGUACCCAGAUCCCUUUGAGAUGUCUCUGGGCCAGGGCAACGAGGGGAUUUUCCAUUCCUCUGUGCAGCUGGCAGACACGUCGGAGGCCGGGCCCGGCAGCCUCCCUGACCUGGCGCCGUCCUCUGAGGCUGCUCCCAUCCCAGCCGCCUGCAGCGAUCGCGGCAAGGGCUGCAGGAGGACGUUCUUCACGAAGGAAGCUUCUACAACUUCCUCUCGAGAAAACUCCAGAAAACUAGAAGCACAAAGCAGUAACUUCCUGCUUCCCAAAGCCUGUCACCAAAGGACACGCAGCAAUUCAACCAGUGUCAAUCCCUACUGCACAGCAGAGAGAGAUUUUCCGGGGACGCAGAAGUCGGACGGGCAGCCCUAUUCCCUCUGCAGCAGCAGGAAGUCGCUCUCUCAGCAGCUGGACUGUCCUGCAGGAAAGGCUGUGGGCACCUCCAGACCCACGCGGUCACAGAGCACAGCUCAGCUCGUGCAGCCCUCGGGGGGCCUACAGGCCUCCGUCAUCUCCAGCGUCGUGCUGAUGAAGGGCCAGGCCAAGGGCCUGGGCUUCAGCAUCGUCGGGGGGAAGGACAGCAUCUACGGCCCCAUUGGGAUCUAUGUGAAGACCAUCUUUGCGGGGGGAGCAGCGGCCGCCGACGGCCGGCUACAAGAAGGUGAUGAAAUCCUGGAACUCAACGGUGAAUCAAUGGCUGGACUGACACAUCAGGACGCUUUGCAGAAGUUUAAGCAAGCAAAAAAGGGGCUUCUGACCCUCACGGUGAGAACGCGUCUGACGGCCCCCCACUGCCUGAGCAGCCACUUGUCACCUCCACUGUGCCGCUCCCUGAGCUCCAGCACCUGUGUCACCAGGGACAGCAGCUGCUUCCUCGGGGCACAGCCCGCGGCUCCCGCCAGCACGGCCAAGCCCAGCUACAGAGUCAUGGUGGAGGUGUCCCUGAGGAAAGAGGCCGGCGUCGGGCUGGGCAUCGGCCUGUGCAGCGUCCCCUACCUGCAGUGCGUCUCGGGCAUCUUCGUGCACACGCUGUCCCCGGGAUCUGUGGCGCAUCUGGACGGACGACUCCGGUGUGGUGACGAGAUCGUGGAAAUCAAUGAGUCGCCUGUGCCCUGCAUGACGCUGAAUGAGGUCCACUCGGUCCUGAGCCACUGUGAGCCCGGCCCCGUCCCCAUCAUCGUGAGCCGGCAUCCGGACCCACAGGUCUCUGAGCAGCAGCUGAAGGACGCGGUGGCCCAGGCCUUGGACAGUGUCAAGUUUGGGAAGGAGAGACAUCAGUGGAGUCUGGAAGCAGGCGUCAGAAGGCUGGAGAGCAGCUGGCACGGGCGGCCAGCCUUGGGCAAGGAGCGAGAGAGGAGCUGGGCAGCGCCCCCUCGCAGGGCUCCGAAGGUCAUGACGCGCUCCAGCAGUGACAGCAGCUGCAUGUCCACGUCCCCCGGUGGGAGUCCCAGCAGUGGCGGACAGCAGCAGCUGUCGGACCUGGAAGCGAGGACACACGGCCUGCCCCUGGGGCAGGAGCCUGGGCUGCUUCCCGCGGCCGCGUCCGGGCCCCUGCUCUGUGAGAAGCAGGACGGCCACCCGCCCCUGAGACUGAAGAAGUCCUUGGAGAUUUUCGUCAGAAAGCCGACGUCCUGCAAGCCGAAGCCUCCACCCAGGAAAUACUUUAAAAGUGGCACUGACUCGCCUAAGAGUCCGGAGGAGCAAGAGACCACGCUCUGCCCGUCUGAACACACCUUGCCCACCUGUGGACAGGAAGCCAGAGAACUGCUGCCACCGCUGCCACCGCAGGAAGUCACAGCAGGGAGAGUGUCCCACGCAGCCGCCUGCCACCCAGGACCUGCAGUCGUCCUGCAGACAGCGUCCCAGUCAGAGGCCGAGCCAGGGAGGAGAGCCGGCAGCUCAGUGACGCAGACGUCCCCAGGGAGACACCCGGUGCUGAAGAGGCAGGCUCGGCUGGACUGCAUCCUUGACAGCACCGCCGAAGACCCCUGGGUGAGAAUUUCCGACUGCAUCAAAAGCCUGUUCAGCCCCAUCAUGAGUGAGCACCACGGACACCUGCCACUCCAGCCCCCCGUCAGCCUUGGUGAAGAGGAAGGGACACAGGGCCACCCUGAUGGGAACCCCCUAAAGCUGGACGCCACCAGCGAUGCUCCCAAAACUUACACAUCCACAGACAGCAGCGUCGUGAAGAAGGGGCCUCCUGUGGCCCCCAAGCCAGCCUGGUUCCGCCAAAGCUUGAAAGGCCUGAGGCAUCGCGGUCCUGACCCCAGACCAUUGCCCGCGGCCUCGUGCACGCAGGCCACUCCCGCCCCCAGGGAGCGCCUGGGGCCACCCGCGCGGGCCUCCAGCUCCAUCAAGCAGAGAAUCAGCUCCUUCGAGACCUUCGGCUCCUCUCAGCCGCCCGACAGAGGAGCCCAGAGAGUGACCCCACAACCCCCCAGCUCCUCGGGGGAGGCAGCAAAGCCUCCUGUGAAGCAAGAGGGAGGACGGAUUCCCGGCUUCCUGGGGCGAGGGGCUCCCCGCGCUGCGGAGCAGCCAGCCCCUGGUUCCCACACGGCCACGGAGGCCAGCGACCCAGGUGUGCCAGGAACCCCCCCUCCGGGGCGGGUGCCCAGUCCCGAAGCCCGAAGCCCUGACCCCGACCCUCUCCUGAAGCUGCUGUCCACGCAGAGCCCACCGUCUCAGGGCUCAGUGGUGAAGGUGCCCAGCCAGCGGGCACGGAGCUUCCCGCUGACCAGGACCCGGUCUUGUGAGGUACAGCCGCUGGACGAAAAGACCUGUAAACUCUACUCCAUCAGCAGCCGGCUGUCAUCGGCUGUCAUGAAGUCCCUGCUGUGCCUUCCCUCCUCGCUGUCUGGUGGCCAGACCCCCUGCAGCCCCAAGGAAGGGGCGUCUCCAGUGUCCUCGUCCAGCGAGGCCCCAGCUGCGAACAGCUGUGCUGGGGCGGGGGCCUCCGACCACGGCUUCUCUGUCAACCUUUCAGAGCUGAGAGAAUACACGGAGGGUCUCAGUGAGCCCACGGAGGCCGACGACUGUGCAUCCCCUUCCUGCCAGUCCGUCAUCUCCCUGCUGAGCUCGGAGGAGCUAAAGAAGCUCAUCGAGGAAGUGAAGGUUCUGGAUGAAGCGACACUGAAGCAACUAGACACCGUCCGCGUCACUGUCCUGCACAAGGAACAGGGGACAGGCCUGGGCUUCAGCCUGGCAGGCGGAGCGGACCUGGAGAACAAGGUGGUCACGGUUCACAGAGUGUUCCCCAACGGCUUGGCGUCCCAGGAAGGGACUAUUCAGAAGGGAACCGAGGUUCUUUCCAUCAACGGCAAGUCCCUCAAAGGGGCCACCCACAGUGACGCGCUGGCCAUCCUGCGCCAAGCUCGGGACCCCAGGCAAGCGGUAAUCGUCACCAGGAGGCCACCGCUGGAGGCCACGACUGACCGGAGCUCCCCUGACUCUGCCGCCUCAUCCUCUGUGGCCAGUGACGUCUCCGUAGAAUCCACGGUAGAGACCACAGUCUGCACAGUGACACUGGAGAAGACCUCUGCUGGGCUGGGCUUCAGCCUGGAAGGAGGGAAAGGCUCCCUGCACGGGGACAAACCUCUCACCGUUAACCGCAUUUUCAAAGGGGCAGCCUCGGAACAGAGUGAGACAGUCCAGCCAGGAGAUGAAAUCUUACAUUUGGCCGGCACGGCCGUGCAGGGUCUCACGCGCUUUGAAGCCUGGAACGUCAUCAAGGCGCUGCCUGAUGGACCUGUCACAAUUCUCAUCAGGAGGAAGAGCCCGCAGUCCGAGGGGACCCCAGCUGCCGGGAACCCUUAGGCAGAGUGCCGACGCUGACGCCAAAGCCACAGCAUGUGGAUU
Messenger RNA from Rhinolophus ferrumequinum (greater horseshoe bat), 4349 nucleotides. It is a transcript of the gene IL16, whose product is annotated as interleukin 16. The transcript has 19 exons. The record is from RefSeq and is a predicted model, not a curated record. Gene Ontology annotation, molecular function: cytokine activity; CD4 receptor binding. Gene Ontology annotation, biological process: induction of positive chemotaxis; leukocyte chemotaxis. The coding region runs from base 378 to 4307 and encodes 1309 amino acids. Lineage: Eukaryota; Metazoa; Chordata; Mammalia; Chiroptera; Rhinolophidae.